Sordaria macrospora k-hell is the source of this 882-nucleotide messenger RNA. The record is from RefSeq and is a predicted model, not a curated record. NCBI's taxonomy places the organism in Eukaryota, Fungi, Ascomycota, Sordariomycetes, Sordariales, Sordariaceae.
AUGCUCUGGCACCCCCUCACCCUCGCGAGCCUCGCCGGCCUCGCCGCCGCCGCUCCAACCAUGCUCCGCUUCGGCUGCUCCCAAAUCGUCAUCGACCGCAUCGACCCCCUCGUAAACCCCGGGCAGCUCCCCUCCCCUCACCUCCACCAAGUCGUCGGAGGAAACGCCUUCAACGUAUCCAUGCCCUCGCAAGACAUCUCCCAACUCGCAAGCUGCACCACUUGUUCCUACAGCGACGACCUCUCCAACUACUGGACCGCCAACAUGUACUUCCGCGCGCGCAACGGGUCGUAUAAGCGCGUGCCGCAGAUUCCCAACCGCGAACUUUUUCAGGAUAAGUUCACGGCCCAGACGAAGGGCGGACUUGACACGGAGGCCUUCCCUACCGGACCCUGCAGUGGUAUCCGGUCCAACAUUUUGUAUCCCACCUGCUGGGACGGCAAAAACCUCGAUUCCCCCGACCACAAAUCCCACGUCGCCUACCCGACCUCCGGGCCAGCUCUCUUCACCGGCUCCAGCGUCGGCUCUGCCUGCCCAUCCACACACCCCGUCAAAAUCCCGCAAAUCAUGCUCGAAAUCGUCUGGGACACGACGCAAUUCAACAACAAAGCGGACUGGCCGGCCGACGGCUCGCAGCCCUUUGUUUUGAGUACGGGCGACAACACGGGGUACGGACAACAUGGCGACUACGUGUUUGGGUGGAAGGGCGAUAGUUUGCAGAAGCUGAUGGAUGAUAAUAAGAAUUGUAUGGGCAGUGCGUGUGGAGGGCUGAAGGCGCAGGAUGCGGGGAAGGCGAAUGCGUGUCGGGUGAGUGGGAAGGUGAGGGAGGAGUGGGAGGGGUGGUUGGAUAAGUUGCCGGGGAUGGAGGGGAUGCCGAUGUGA